CCGGCGCGUGUGGGGGCGGCCGCGGCCCCUCAGCCCGGCCCCGCUCCGGCCGGAGCCGCUCCGGAGAGCGCUCCUGAAACAGAGCAACAGAGAGAGAAAUAGAGCCAUUCCUGCCACCGCCUCAGCCCGGGGCCGCUCCGGAGAGCGCUCCUGAAACAGAGCAACAGAGAACCAGAGCCGUUCCUGCCUCCGCCUCAGCCCGGGGCCGCUCCAGGGAGCGCUCCUGAAGCAGGGAAUCAGAGCCGUUCCUGCCUCCUCCUGAGCCCAGCCCGCUCCAGGGAGCGCUCCUGAAGCAGGGAAUCAGAGCCGUUCCUGCCUCCGCCUCAGCCCAGCCCGCUCCAGGGAGCGCUCCUGAAGCAGGGAAUCAGAGCCGUUCCUGCCUCCUCCUGAGCCCAGCCCCGCUCCAGGGAGCGCUCCUGAAGCAGGGAAUCAGAGCCGUUCCUGCCUCGCCUCAGCCCAGCCCGCUCCGGCCGGGGGCUCUGGGCUCAGCUCCGCCGGAGGAGCGGGAAAAGGGAACUCCUCCUCCAGACCGCGUUUCGAAGUGGGAGGGGAAAAGAAGCUUCUUUGUGGCAAUGCUAGAUCCUUUAGAGAACAACUUGUUUGAUCUUCCUGAUUAUGAGAACACAGAAGACGAAACAUUCCCACCUCUUCCACCUCCUGCCUCUCCAGGAAGGGACGAUGCAGAAUGGGCUCAGGCUAAUGGAGAUCCAGAUGGAAACCAGCAGUCCCAAACAAAGGAUUCUGCUGUGACCACACAGAAGGCAGUAAAAAGACCAAGGCCUAGAUUAGAUGCCCAAAGGUUAACUUCGGAAAGAGGGCUCCCAGCUCUGAGACACAUGUUUGACAACGUCAAGUUCAAGGGCAAAGGGCACGAGGCAGAGGACCUGAAGACACUGAUCCACCAUAUGGAGCACUGGGCUCACAGACUGUUCCCACAACUGCAGUUUGAGGAUUUUAUUGAUGUAGUGGAGUCUUUGGGAAACAAAAAGGAAGUUCAGACCUGCCUCAAGCGGAUUAGACUUGAUCUUCCUAUUUUACAUGAAGACUUCAAAAAUAAUGAAGAAGGGGAAAGCAAUGGGCUGGAUGCAGCUGCUGAAGAUGCACAUUCCCACUGUGGCAGUGCAGAAGAGCUGAAUUCCCAGCCUGGGCCAAGUCUGACGGAGGAGCAGCAGGAGCGGAUGAAGAAGAACCGGCAGCUGGCCCUGGAGCGGAGGCAGGCGCGGCUGCAGGGCCUCAGCCAGUCCCAGCACCAGGAGCUCCCCAGCAGUUACUCAGAAGAGGGGUUUGACAGUCCAGCUGCUCAGGAUCCCCCUGACCUUACUGAAGACACUGAGGUUCCUGCAGCCAAGGAUGCUCCCACAGAAGAUGGAGAUGAUGAAUUGGGAUGUGCCAGGGAAGAGCAGUAGCUCCCCCACACCAUGAAUGCCUUUCUUGACCAAAGGACCCUCCUGCUUUAAGUACUGUCAUUGUACUGAAAUGUUGCUGGCUCUUGGCACUGCAGAAGCUUCAGGGAAGUCUCUCCCAUGGCAUCAGUGAAGGACAGAACUCUUCCCUGGAAGCUGCAGGGAAGCAGCUCUGUACACCAGGAAACAGAACAAAGUUCUUCAGCUGCACUUGAGCCAUCUUUUCCACCUCCCAAAAUGUUUUCUAGGAAAUGUUUAUGACUUUUUGGACCUACUUUGAACAUAGUUUAUCAUUUAUGUUAAAGCAAAUGAACUGGGAUAUUGAUGCAUUAAGUUGCUAUUAAAGGUGUGUUUGGGGUUUUUUAACGGGUCUUUAACAGGGAUACUGGAUUUUUUUUUAACUGCUUAUCCAUUACUUACAUAUUUUUCAUAUGAAAUGGAAGCUAUUAAAUUUCAGAA
This is a messenger RNA of Pyrgilauda ruficollis (rufous-necked snowfinch), 1862 nucleotides long. RefSeq names its product TIMELESS interacting protein (gene TIPIN). Bases 573 to 1406 code for a protein of 277 amino acids. Gene Ontology annotation, biological process: DNA damage response; DNA replication checkpoint signaling; replication fork arrest. NCBI's taxonomy places the organism in Eukaryota, Metazoa, Chordata, Aves, Passeriformes, Passeridae. The transcript is spliced from 8 exons. Gene Ontology annotation, cellular component: replication fork protection complex; nucleus. Gene Ontology annotation, molecular function: DNA binding. The record is from RefSeq and is a predicted model, not a curated record.